Molecule: messenger RNA, 1681 nt
Organism: Malurus melanocephalus (red-backed fairy wren)
Lineage: Eukaryota; Metazoa; Chordata; Aves; Passeriformes; Maluridae
Gene: XRCC3
Product: X-ray repair cross complementing 3
Exons: 8
Coding region: 225-1268 (347 amino acids)
Biological process (GO): telomere maintenance via recombination; resolution of mitotic recombination intermediates; double-strand break repair via synthesis-dependent strand annealing
Cellular component (GO): Rad51C-XRCC3 complex; replication fork
Molecular function (GO): four-way junction DNA binding; ATP-dependent DNA damage sensor activity; ATP binding
Source: RefSeq, a predicted model, not a curated record
CUCCGGCCGUGCCGGGACCKUGGGACACCUGCGACUGCUCCGUGAGCCGCUCCUGCUGUUUCGCUCUCCCCUGUGCCUCAUCAGUCGAGCGAUUUCCUGUGAGCGGAGGGUGCGCAAUGUUUUGGAGCCCUUCAGUCAAGGGUCGUCGCAAUUAUGAUUGAUUCUGCCACUUUAAUCACAUAUAAUUACGGGAUGUGCUGCUCAUUGCUGUGCUGUGUCAGGAGAUGGAUUGGGACCAGUUUGACUUGAACCCUAAAACAAUUGCUGCUCUAAAAAAAGCUGACAUAAAAUCAGUAAAAGAGAUUUUAAACCUCUCUGGAGCAGACCUGCAGAGACUGAUGAAGCUCUCCAGUGCAGACAUCCAGUGCCUGCUGAAAACAAUCUCUCGCACACUGAGGAGGGACAGCAUGCUCACAGCACUUCAGCUCUACCAGGAUAAAGAUCAUCUCACCUCCCAACACCAGAAGCUGAGCCUGGGAUGUUCAGUUCUAGACAACUUGUUAAGAGGUGGCAUUCCUUUAGUGGGAAUCACGGAGCUUGCCGGGGAGAGUUCUGCUGGGAAGACUCAGAUUAGUUUACAACUGUGUCUGUGUGUGCAAUAUCCUUACAAAUAUGGUGGAUUAGAGUCUGGAGCUGUCUACAUUUGUACAGAAGAUGUGUUCCCAAGCAAACGUUUGCAGCAGCUCAUAGAKCAACAGCACAAGCUGCGUGCAGAUGUUCCAGCUGAAAUCAUACAGAAGAUCAGAUUUGGAAACAGUAUUUUUGUUGAGCGUGCAGCAGAUCUGGACACCUUCCAGCAGUGCAUCACCAGGCGGCUGUCCCUGCUGCUGGCUCGGGGCAUGGUGCGCCUCGUGGUCAUCGACUCCAUCGCCGCCCUGUUCCGCUGCGAGUUCGGCCCUUCCGAGUCUGYGCUGAAGGCUCGGUAUUUGCAGACCUUUGGGGCACAGCUUCACAGCCUGAGCACCAGGUUCAGGACACCCAUCAUGUGCAUCAAUCAGGUAACGGAUGCAGUGAGUGAGUCGGAAGCUGCUCAGUGCAGUUGUAGGAUAGUGGGUAACAAAGUCACUCCAGCACUUGGAAUAACCUGGUCCAAUCAGCUGCUGAUGAGACUGAUGGUCAGCCGGAUAUCACUGCCUGGACAAUCAUCYGGAGUGGCAUCACACAGCGCUGGAAGCAUGAGGAUUUUAAGGGUAGUGUUUGCUCCUCAUCUCCCUCCAUCCUUUUGCUACUAUACAGUACAGCUGGAAGGUGUAAAAGGAAUAAAAUAACCCUUUUGCACAGUAAAGCAUCCUGCUCAAAAAAUGUAUCAGAACUACUUUGCUUCAGGCAGGAGUACCAGCAAAAUGCAACUCUUCCUAGUUGAGAGAAAUGAAUGGUGAAGUAUAUGAACAAUGAUAUGACUGCAUUUAGCCUUGUCUGCAUUGUGAAAGAAGAUCUUUCCACACUUGGAUAUUCAGCUUUUCCUUGUGCAAUCAGUGUCCUGAAAGUUCUGAAGGAGAGUGAAGCUGUGGGCAGGCGGGGGGGCUGCACAGUGGAGUGGGAUGUAGCAAUCCCCAUGAUGGCUAAUUUUAAUAGCAUGCUAAUCUGCAAACAGCAUUUACUGCAGUUGUGUACCCACUCUGUUUCCAGACACAAAGCGACUCGAAUUCAACCAGUUAAUUGCCUGCUGCUGGUUCUGGGU